Messenger RNA from Epinephelus moara (kelp grouper), 3879 nucleotides. RefSeq names its product TLC domain containing 2 (gene tlcd2). The coding region runs from base 412 to 1137 and encodes 241 amino acids. Gene Ontology annotation, biological process: plasma membrane organization; membrane assembly; regulation of membrane lipid distribution. The transcript is spliced from 4 exons. The record is from RefSeq and is a predicted model, not a curated record. NCBI's taxonomy places the organism in Eukaryota, Metazoa, Chordata, Actinopteri, Perciformes, Serranidae. Gene Ontology annotation, cellular component: plasma membrane.
UUGAUGUCAAAAAGUUACACAAGCGCGACAUGAGGCUUCAUAACAGGACGGUGUGACACCUGUAGACGAGGCUACACGACUGCUCUCAUCACCUGAACCCACCGGUUACACCUGUAGAGACUGAGCUGUCUUUUAUUUCACGAAAAUAUCACAGACAUCCAGUCCGUGGGGAGACACUGGACAGACCCGUCCACGCCUUCUCUCUGUGGACAACAACCGCGAAGGAAACACGGUGGUGACGUUAUGUUAACGUGUUUGUCUCGGUAGCAUAUAACAAACAAAUAACCCACGGUCAUUAUCUGUGUGUGUGUGUGUGUGUGUGUGUGUGUGGACCACAGCCGUGUAAACCGCCCACAGUGGGGGGACAGUCGUGACCUCAAGUCUUCACCUAUCACCAAAAAUACACCAGCCAUGGAGUUGAGUUCAGUGAUUUUAACCACCGGGAGCUCCGUGGGAUUUUUCAAACUUGUCAACAUCGCGGUGGACAAUGUGCCCAUGCCUGAAUCUGCCCGCAGGAAUGCGUGGAAGUGGAGAAACAUCUCGACAUCCUUCGUGCAUAGUUUCAUCACUGCGAUUUGGGCAGUGCUCUGCUUCUUCCUCCACCCACAGAUGGCGGAGGACUUGAUAGAAACUCACUCUGUGUUUUCCCACAGUUUGGUGUCGUUUUCGAUUGGUUACUUCAUCUAUGACUUCUUUGACAUGAUCACGAACCAGAAGCUGAGCCAGGCCUGGGAGCUUCUCUUCCAUCACAUUGUGGUGAUCACCUGUUUCGGACUCUCUGUGCUGUCCUACCGCUACGUGGGCUUUGCCGUGGUGGCCCUGCUGGUGGAGAUAAACUCUGUGUUCCUCCACCUCAGGCAAAUGCUGCGUAUGGCCAGCAACACCAAAGGCACGCAGUACCGGGUCAACAGCAUUAUCAACCUGGGCACGUACGUGGUGUUCCGCAUCAACACGCUGGCCUGGAUGACCCGCUGGCUGGUGCUCAACAGGGACAAGGUGCCCCUCCUAGCCUACACACUGGGCAGCGUGGGUAUGGCCAUCAUGACAGCCAUGAAUAUUGUCCUGUUUUAUCGGCUACUCAGGAGCGACUUUUUGAAGAGCAGCACUCGGGAGACCAAGAAAGAGAAGGAGAUGUAGAGAGGAGGGGACGCAAGAAGGAUUAUAAUUCACAAACACACUCUCUAAUGUAUGUUGACGCCCUGUGGCUGAGAUUUGGUACUUGUGUGUAAUAUACUCAAAGCUUUAUCUCUCAUACUCUACAGGUACAUGCACACAAGGUGCAGUCAAAUGGUCUUACUUCAAACACAAGUCACACACAGCCAUUGUGUUAAAGCUACAUUUAGCUGUAGUUUUAACUUUAGGCUCGUGUACGUGUGUGUGGUCCAGUCAUCCUUAAGCACCAUUAGUGACUCACUAAUGGUAGAUCCUGGGAUUCUUCAUAUAUACAAUGUAAGGCCUUGCAAAAUGACACCAAACGCUUUAUUUCCCACAGGGUGUUUCAGCUACAUCUGUUCUAUUUACUCUAAGUGAAGACGCACUGUUUGUAGAACGAACCUACCCACGCUCCUGUAUGUUGCCAUAUCAAACAUAGGAACAAGUACGAAUAUCUUAAGAAUAUCUUUUUAAUCAUGUAUAUUUACAUACACUAUUGUGGGCUAUUUAAACUCUCACAUGACGUUUAUACACCUCUGAGCUAAAACAAAAAAAAACAGUGAACUCAAAACUCUUUCAGCAUAGCAGAGGUGAAUAUCUCUCCUCUUUUCCAACAAAUCUCAACUCAGAAAAACACCCGCUACCUCAGAAAGCUCGUAACUAUUCUUUGCCUCUCUCUGACACAGGCUGCGGUGUCAGUGUUCAGCAGGUUCUUUGUUAUAAGAGCAGGAAAACGUAAAGAUAAAAAUCAUAUUGAAGAAUUAUGUUUGUAAGAAUAUACAGCAAAUGCUAAUCCUCACUUAAAGGAAUACUUCACCCACAAAAUGACCAACUGUAUCCUAAUUUCGCACCACAUGUUACCUUGAAUUAGUGAAGAAAACUUCUGUUUUUUCUGGCAUGCCUCCAUGGUGAACGGAGAAUCCAAAAAACUUCAAAAAAAUUCAGAAUAAACUGAAGUCAUAAGGGUCCACUUUCAAAAACGGCAAAACUAUAUCAACACUCAGUUACCCCCCCUUUGUUCUGUUGAAUUCAUCGAGAAAAUUUUGCGUUUCUCGUCUGCAGAAGAAUCCAAAAACGGAGAAAAUUCUUGAUAAAUUAAGGUCUUAGGGGUCCGCCUUUAACAACAGCAAAAAUAUAUCAGAACAACUGUUUACAAACUCAGUCACUCCCCCUUGUUGUGUUGAAUUCAUCAAGAAAGUUUUGUUUUUCUUGUAUGCCGAAGAAUCCAAAAAACUGAGAAAAUUCUUGAUAAAUUAAAGUCAUAGGGGUCCAUGUUUAAUUGCAGCAAAUCUAUAUAAAAAAUCUGUUUACAAACUCUCACACAACUCAUGCAGUAUAAUCCAAGCAUCAUUCAGCCAGUCUUACACUAAGUUCUUCCUCUUCUUUUUGGUCUGUCACUAAAACCUUAAUAUUUAAAACACUUUCACAUAAGCGUUCUCACACACAGACAGUUAACACCCUUGGGCUAGUGUGUGCAUUUAAACUCUGCUCGAUGGCAUGAGCAGAGUUCAAAUGCAUGCCCGUGCCUAGGUGCGCUACCCAUAUGCAGAAGUGUUUUAAAUAAUAAUGUCUUAAUGAAAAUGCACGUUCGGGAAAUAAUGAAGAUACGGCUGUAUAAAUAAGACUUGUAUCGUACAGGUCAUAUGAGAGUUAAACAGAUGUUGUUAUAUAGAUUUGCUGUUGUUAAACUAGGACCCUUAUUACUUCAAUACAUCAAGAUUUUUUUUCCAUUUUUGGAUUCUUCAGCGUACGAGAAAAACAAAACUUUACUGGUGAACUCAACAGAACAAAGGGGAGUAACUGAUGUACAAAUGAUCCUUUUUUGGGUGAAGUAUUCCUUUAAAGAGUGAAUAGGUUAAUAGGGUGGUGGGUUAAUGAAUACCUUGAAGACGCAUGUAAAUAAAACACCAGGUUUUUACGUUGAUGCCGAAGCAGAACAGCGUGAUAUUUUGUAGCGUAACAGUUGUGGCCAUUUUGUGUUUUGCCAAGUUGUAUUAAAUUAUCAAGGAGAAAAAACAGCUUGUGCCCCUCAGAUUAGAAACUGUGCUGGUCCUUGUGUCAGUAAAUCUUAGAGGAACAAAACAAAAUCAAGUACAUUCUGACGUAAUUGGCUCGUGGAUCAAUUUCAAGCCAUCACCACUGACAUCUGCUUACAUCAGCUUUCAGUAAUGGAUGGCACAGCUGUCCGCCGUAUUUGCGAGUACUCUGGAAACCUGUCAAAUGACAGAAAAGCAAAACAAGCUAAAUGACAGACAGCGCUGCCGUACAAAGUUACAUUUAUCUUUUUAUGGUCUGUAUAUACUCUUGUAGUGGUCUGUGAUGGUUUAUAGUGUGCAGCAGCUCAGAUGUUAUUCUUCAUUUGGCCUUCGGAGGACAGCACACUCCUCAACAUCACCUCACUGAUCAGCCAGAGGUGUCUUUAUUUUGCCUCCUGCCUUUCAAUUUGAAAUUGCCAAUAAGCACGGAGAGAUGCGGAGAAAUUCUUGAGGUCAGUGUUGGAACAAACAGGUCUGAGAUCUGUGAAUACAACUGUUAUACACACACGGCUGCCUACUUCUACCACCCACAUCAUAGCAAUACAGUCCUCGCACGGCAUGGAAAUACUUGAUGCCAUUUAUGUUUUGCUUUAUUUUUUGUGCGUGUAUAAUUUGUGGGGUUAAGUUGUGUAUAUUUGUAAUUUAUUUGACCUAAAAAGAAGUUGUGGAUUAAAGAUAAAAUGAACACAGU